CAGCUGGCCUUGCCUUCCUCCGCCUCCUCCCGCUUUUUCCCUCCCACCUGGUGGUUUCUUGGAAAAGAGCUGCAGCUCGUUGCUUUCUCUUUCCUGCUUGGCGUCCCCAGGACUUUCCUCCGGAGCCCAGCUGCGACUUCAUCAACUGCAAGCACUCUUUGUAAAAUAUGGAGAAAAGUGACAUUCAAGGGACACUUGUAAGCAAAAUGGAACCUCUUAAAGAACCAGCACAAUUCAAGAGCGCAGAGGAAACUGAAACUCCAGAAGCAGUUAUGAAAAAGACAGGAAAUCUUUCAGAAUUGGAAACGUUGAUGGCAAAUGCUAGCAUUGAAGAACACAAGACUUCAGAUGUACUUACAAAUGAAACUGGAAAACAGAGAGAAUUAGAAAAAUUGAAGGAGAAUGUUGCAACAGCUGAAAAUCUGAAGUCCAACAUACUACUUUUAAAACUUGGUGCUGAUGAAAGGAGGAGAAAUUAUCUAGAUAAGCUGAGAGAACUAAGGGAUCGGGAAAAUAAGAUAGCUCUGGAAAUAAUGAAAGCCCAAGAGGAAGCUCGGGUGCAACUUUCUGAGAUAAAUGAAAAAAACGAUCAGUUGAAAAAGGAGAUUCAGGCCCUUAAAGCCAAACGUGAAGCAAAAAUUGCUAAGUGUGAAGAAUUUGCACAGAGAUUUCGGGUGAGAAAGGACAUACCAGAGAAAAAAAUGAAGUGUACACAUCUGGAGACUAUCAAAAACAAAGAUGAUGAGAUGAACAAUAACAUAUCCUGCCUUUUUCAUAUAUCUCCAAAAAUCCCAUUCAGGCUGAGCCAACAAGAAGCUGUCAUCACAUUUGAACAAGAAAGUGUUGCCCAUGGACUGAUUACAAAACAUUGUCACACUGUGAAGCUGGAAAAUGAUGAGAUACUCCUGCGAGCUAUACCUGCAACGCUAGAAAAAGGACUAACAUUUGAGCUCCAUUCUAAGAUCUCUCUCUGCACGCUUAAAGUUUCUAACAUCCCAGACCUAGAUAUCCCCAAGGAAUGGAUGAAAGACAAGCUGGAACUGCAUUUUUGCAAAACUAAAUUGGGUGGAGGAGUGCAGAAGGUGAUGUAUAACCCACAGUCACGGAUGGCUUUCGUUACAUUUGCGCAACCUCUAGCUGCUAAUGAUAUUGCACGUUGUGGGCAAUACAUUCCCUUCUAUACCAGUCAAUGGACUCAUCCAGUCAUGGUUUCCCCUAUUACACAAAAUCACCUGGAACAAUUUCAGAUAUUCUCAGGGAGUUCCAGUAAGACCAUCUUGUUAACAGGAAUCAAGGUAGAAGAGGAAGAUGAAGAAAGUGUGGAAGAUAUGAUAGUGAUCCACUUCCAGAAAGCUAGUAACGGUGGUGGGGAAGUUGAAAACAUCAAAUAUGCUUCAAAGGGAGCCAAAAUUGCUUAUUUUGAGAAUGACACAGAUGAUGUCAUUUGAGAGUCCCAGGAGGAGGUUGAAUCUAUAGCUCAUGAAAGCCAUGGCUCAUUUUCUGAUUUUGUGAAGAGCUUCAUAGGUAAUACAGUAUCAUAGCCCAGAAAAUUGCUCUGGAUAGUGUCGCUGAUUGAUUUUUUAUUAUAUUCCACCAGACUGAAGAUACAGUUUUGUGCUGGCUUACUCAGAUGUCAACCCAAAUUUGUUGAAUGAGCUUCCUCUCAAGCAGUGCCCAGAGGAUUGCAGCUUAAAUCCUGUUGAAAGUGAUGGGACUUGUUCAAACAUAAAUACCUUGGUUCCAUUAGUUCCAGUGCUUUGGAUAUAGAUUUAAACCAUACUUGAAUCAAUGGAUUUGGGGGGGAGGGGGUCUUCUGUAUAUAGAUACAUGGAUAUUUUAACAUGGAGCUCAGAUGAUUGAUUACCUACACAUACUACUGUACAAGCAGCUUUUUAUAAAUAUGCCACAUGGUUUUGAUGUGAAUACUGUGGAAUGAGAGUGACAAAGAAAGGGGCUGUCUUUCUGAUACGCAA
Molecule: messenger RNA, 1973 nt
Organism: Anolis sagrei ordinatus
Lineage: Eukaryota; Metazoa; Chordata; Lepidosauria; Squamata; Anolidae
Source: RefSeq, a predicted model, not a curated record